Oryzias melastigma (Indian medaka) is the source of this 1516-nucleotide messenger RNA. It is a transcript of the gene fam151b, whose product is annotated as family with sequence similarity 151 member B. The transcript has 5 exons. The coding region runs from base 180 to 968 and encodes 262 amino acids. The record is from RefSeq and is a predicted model, not a curated record. NCBI's taxonomy places the organism in Eukaryota, Metazoa, Chordata, Actinopteri, Beloniformes, Adrianichthyidae.
UCGGCUGUCCUGAACCGUGCAGUUUCCUGAGCUCUAACCGGUAACGACUCAAACGUCGGACUUUAUUUCGGUUCUGUUCGGCUGUCUCGGGAGUUUGGCAGCUAAAGGAGUCUGGGGUCUGUUUUCUAAACGGUGCAGCAGAGUGACUGAGCCCGCUGGGGAGCGCUCGGGAAUCAGGGAUGAGCGACGGGACGCUCGAGUACUUCAGAAGCGUGGGCGCGCUCACCGGCGAGGACGCGUGCGCAGUCAGCUGGGCGCACGCGGUCAACAGUAGGAGCGAGCUGGCGCGUGCUCUUACAGGUCACUGUCACAUGAUCGAAGCUGAUGUCAUCCUGAGAGGUCGUGACCCCAGAGAGCCCGUCAUGGCCCACCCGCCAGACACAGACAGUGACGUUACACUGAGCGAGUGGCUUCACGAGGUGAAGGAGCACCGUAAAGGAAUCAAGCUGGACUUUAAGAGUCUGGAGGCCUUGGCUCCGUCCUUGGCUCUGCUGGAACCGGUGCUUUCCGAGAAGGCUCGUCCUGUGUGGAUCAAUGCUGACAUCCUUACUGGUCCUGGGGGGCGGGCCACCCCCAUAAAGGCAGAAUCCUUCCUGUCAGCUACUGCUGAUCUACCCCCCCAUGCCGUGCUGUCUCUGGGGUGGACCACAGGCUGGACCGCAGGGGCAGAAAACCCAGGCUACAGCUGGGACAUGGUGCAGGAGAUGGAGCGGAUCUGCAGGGACCUUCAGCAUGCCGUCACUUUCCCAGUGCGAGCUGCUCUGCUGGGGCAGUCCCUCCCCCAGCUGUGCUGGCUGCUGCAGCAGUCAGACAGGUUCUCUCUCACCGUCUGGACCUCCACACAGGAUCAGUUCUCUCUUCAGGACCUGCAGAGCUACAGGAGUCGUCUCCACGUCAGUAAGAUCUACAUCGACCUGCCGGACUCUUUGAGAGCUGAGCUCAUGGGCACUGCGGCGCAUUCUGAGUAGAGCUUCCUGAUGCUGCCCAGGGCAGAGGGGGAGGGACCAAAGAGAGGUUACUUUGUGCUGUAAACUGUGUGGACGAUGAAGAAGACAAAGAGGAAGACACUUUGCCAUGAUUCGGUUCAAACUGGGAUUUUUGGUUUCCUUUUGUUUCGAUGUAUGACGUGUUUUACUAAACAACAACCUAAAAAGUCAGAAAAAUACUUUUUACAUUUUCUAAUGAGCAAAAUAAUAAAGAAAAACCUUUCAGUUGUUUUAUACUAAGCCUGGUUUAAUGUAAUCAAACAAUUCAUCCUUUUUAAAGUUAUCACAAUUAAACACUUUUAGCAUAGACCUAACGGUAUGCAGUGUGUAGGGACACGGCAAUAUACUAUCCUCACACUGGAGUUAUUAUACGGUUCAGAUUUAAACCAAAAGUUUUGGCAUCUAUAGUAUGUAUUCUGUUUGGAACCUUCAGGUAAAAUCCUCUUAACUUUUUUAAUUACGGGAACCCUUUAUCAAUUUUGCUCAUUGAUAUGAGGAAAUUCAGAGUAAAGACGUUUUCCAUACAAACA